Molecule: messenger RNA, 1786 nt
Organism: Histoplasma capsulatum G186AR
Lineage: Eukaryota; Fungi; Ascomycota; Eurotiomycetes; Onygenales; Ajellomycetaceae
Exons: 2
Coding region: 1-765 (254 amino acids)
Source: RefSeq, a predicted model, not a curated record
AUGGUCCCGCGACACCGAUUGACUUGGCGGCUGCGGCUUCUGCGCUUCCUCUCCCUGUAUAUCUACCCCCUCGAGACACCGCUCCAAUUGCGAGGGACUCUCACCCGUCUGAGGCACAAUUACAAACAUCCUUUCCUCGAACUACUCCGCCUCCUCCUCCCAAUACCAACGUGGUACUUCCCCCUCCCAGACCCCAUUCCCUUUCGAACAAUGCUGGGUAACGUCGAGCUCCUUGACUCUCGACUAGGUUCGGUAAACUAUCCAAGCAUGCGAUCCAUACCUCUCUGGCGAGCAAGAGACACCCCCCUCCGCUCCAUCUACCGGAUUUACGAGGCGAUAACCGCUCGCGAGUGUGUGGUGAUUGGUUCGGAGGUGGAGUAUUUCUUCUACCAAACGCGGAAAGCUUGGGCUGUUCACCGUAUUCCGGACCCGUGUGAUAUGGACCCCGUCCGGUACGCCAUUCUUGCUAGUAUUGUUGAGGAGCUCGCGUGUGCAUUUAACUGGAGGAUGGGUCUUGGGAUGCGGCGUGAUAGGAGGAAGCAUAUAUACCGUGCGACAAUGGAUGAGGUUCUUCCGCCGUUCCCACCGGAAACUGCGCCUGCCUGGGCUGCCUGCGUGCCUGCGAUUGAUGCGCAGUGGGUUGCAAACUUGCCGGGCGAUGCGAUAGAUACGGAAGGCAGACUCGUGCUUGAAAAAGGUGCAAAGAAUGCUCGAUUCCUCAAGAGAAAUAUUUUAGCCGGCACGGGGUACUUCUACACAAUUUAGAUACAUUUGGUGUGCCUAAGUAAAUGCCUCCUCAUUAUACAUCCUUCGAUACGCAGCGGCAAUUUCAUCCAUGGUUGCACUAUCGGGUAGCAUUUCUGUGGAGCACAUAUUCAGCGUCCGAAUGUACUCCCUCACGAGCGGACCGCCAUUGCGCACUCUCAGAGUCUUCAGCAGUGCCAGAGCAUCGCUAGUAUCCGAAUCUCGUUUGUGAUCCUGCAUACCAUUAUGAAUCCGCCGCAGCUUCCUUUCUAGCGCCCAUUCCAACGGAACAGCAAGGAUGCGAAGAUUCAGACCUUCCCAGAGAACAAUGUUCUGUUUCUUUGCCUCUUCGAACAAGAGUUGCCGAGAUCUAUAAGAGAUGAAAAAGGCCAUAUCAUCAUUGGCCCAGCCGUCGACAAAAUCCAGGGCCUUCCCGGUACUCGACACGGCGUUACGCAGCGGCUUCUUGAUAUCCUCGUCAUCUGCCCAUUGGGGCUCUAGGAAAUAGUCGAGAUCGCUGGUGCUUUCGCGAUUUUUCAAAUAGCUGACGGCGAGGAAUCCGCCAGCGGAGAGUAAAGUAAUCGGUGCAAACGCACAAAUCCAUGGAUCCCUGCCCAUUUCAUUGUCAAGUGUCUCGAGGCCUUAGUUGCCAAAAAAAAAUCCGUAGUGUUAGCGCUAUCCACUUAACUUCCCCUUGCCUCAAGAACGUUUCCUCUGUCGUCACAAAAAUACCUUUCCUGAAGUCAUCAGCAUCGAUCUGUUUCGUUCUCUCAUCCAUGUUUCCCAUCUGGUUUUCACGACAGGGGUUUUUCCCCCCCUCAUUUCGAAAACGGUAGACUCUAGCUCGGAGAAUGGAUUUAUUUGGACGACGAAUGCUCGUGAGCGACAAAAAGCGGGGGAUCCCCCCCAAAAAUAACAGCCCUACCCUCCUGACCUUUUUUUUUUCCCCCGUGGGCCAUUGCUUGGUUCGAUUAGCGCGAGUACUACUAGCUAGCUAGCUAUGUACGCAGUAGUUAAACCAUGUAGCUACAGUUUGCUCCAU